Messenger RNA from Bombyx mori (domestic silkworm), 2528 nucleotides. RefSeq lists its product as uncharacterized. The transcript is spliced from 4 exons. Gene Ontology annotation, molecular function: protein binding. The coding region runs from base 336 to 719 and encodes 127 amino acids. Lineage: Eukaryota; Metazoa; Arthropoda; Insecta; Lepidoptera; Bombycidae. The record is from RefSeq and is a predicted model, not a curated record.
AUUGCAGGAAAUAUUUUAAAAUGUAUGCCAAUGUCUGUUAUAAAAUUAAAAUGCGAACGCUAUAGAAAUUGCUUGUCUUGUACCAAGUCAUUGUUCAUGCGUUGUUAACCAUGAAAUAAGGCGUUAACAUACCAAGUUGCCUCUGUGUUUUGUUUGUAUUUUGGAGAAAUAUACAUUGAAACUUGAGAAUUAAGUUGAAAUUUGGCUGGCUCAAUUUUUUUUUCUAACAAAUUGUUACUUACGCAGUACGAUAGAAGUUUGUCGUAAAAAAUAUAAUACAUAAAUCGAUUCGAUAAAUUUUUUAUUGGAAAUGACUCCAAGUGUUAUAAUUUAUUAUGCAUUUUUGUAUUUUUACAAUCGUGCUGGCGCAUGCACGUGGAACUUUAAGCCACUUAGCAUAUCCAAUAAACUAUUGCGAUAUGGCAUCAACGUGCAUUCAUGACAACCAGCCUGUAUGCGGCUCUACUGCCGACAAUUGCACUAGAAGCUUCCUGGACCAGUGCGACUUAUACGAGUAUAACUGUGAUCAUGGGGCCCACUUUGAGAGCACUCCGUGUACAAAACCCGAGCCCCCGAAAUCUGAACCAAAGAUUGUGAAAUUAACGUACGACGAACCAAAUCAUAGAGAAGCAGACUGUGACCCGAAUUGCCGCAGACCGAAAUCUUGGUCGACUACAAGGAAAGGUGAAACCAGAGACUUUUAUAGAGUGCUACAAUAAAAACGUAAUCGAUUAAGAAAUGCUUUUAAAGUUACUUUUAAAACUAGUGAGUGAUUUAGCGAAUAUUGGAAUCUCUUUUUUCGACCUCCCUUUUGGAGCUGCAGAACUUUCCUAAUUUAAAACCAAUGUUAUAUGAAGGCAUUGAGUUAUAAAGUGAAAAUUCCUGAAUGCUAAAACUUGGUAUUUCCUAGAUUAUAGUUUAAAUUCACUGAGCCAAGGCUUCGAGGAUAUCGAAUAUAGAGAAUAUCGAGGAUAUCAAACAUCGAAAUUUAUAUAUUUCAGUAUUGAUAUUCAUUAGGCUUACGUUGCCGCUUGACCGACAAAUACAUACUCGUAUAUCGAGGGGUGAAAAGCCAUUUGGUUUAAGUGACGUUGUUGCUACUGUCCAGGAGAGCCGUUUGAAGUUUACAAUUUGUAAAAAAUGUCAUAACAAAAAAACCUAUUCAGCUAUUUAAAUGGAGUAAACUUAAAACAUUGAAUUGUUGAUGUUGAUACCAAAUAAAAGGCACUAUUAAUUGCAAAGAUAAAUGUCGCGUAACAAGUGAUAUGUCGCUUAAACUAAAUAAUCAUUACACCCCUCGAAUAUGAUUGUUCCGAUUUUUUUUCCUACCUAAGCUGAGUUUUGAGAAACCAUUUCAGCGUGAGCUUAAGUAGUUAAGGGGCUCAAAUCUUGCUAGCACUAACCCUAGCAAGAGCAGUGCUUCGCAGAAUCUACCACCGGAUCGGAAACGCGACCCACUGAGAAGAUCCAGCGAUGGAUACUGCCAUCCACCUUGAGAUAUGAGUUCCAUUCUCACGGAUCGUUUGAAACCUAUGAGUCUGCGGAGGGACUUCGGUUCCCUCUGUAUUUUGUACCGUAUGUUUCAUGGGGAGUGCUCUGAGGAAUUGUUUGAGAUGUUACCAUCAUCUCGUUUUUUACCAUCGCACCGCCCGCCACCGGAGUAGAGUUCAUCAAUACUACUUGGAGCCACUGCGGUCAUCCACAGUGUGUUUCCAGAGAUCUUUUUUGCCUUGUACCAUCUGGCUUUUGGAACGAAUUCCCUCCACGGUGCUUCCCGAGCGCUAUGACAUGUCCUUCUUCAAACGAGGCUUGUGGAGAGUAAACGGUAGGCAGCGGCUUGGCUCUACCCUUGACAUUGCUGACGUCCAUGAGCGACGGUGACCACUCACCAUCAGGUGGGUUGUAUGCUCGUCUGCCUACAAAGGUAAUUAAAAAAAACUAGUUUUUCUUGAGGCACAAAGCUGGUGACCGGAUUCUUGUGGCCCGCAGUGGUAGGUACCACGACUCCGCCUAUUUCUGUCGUCACCUAUUGACUGUGAUCUGACGUAUUUCACAGAGCUGUAAUCAUAUUUAAUAAUACGUGAAGCAAAAACUUUGCAUCCCUUUUUACGAAAAUUGCGUGGACGGGGGAGUAUGAAAUUUUCCACACUUAUACAGACUAUAGAGAAGAAGUGCACAAUGCUAAUAUUUUUUUAAAAUAAUGCAUAAAAAAUACAUUAAACCAAUAAAGAAAACAUUACACACACUACAUACCAUGUAUUUGACGCAUACACGCAUGCAUACUAUUUAUUGUCAAACUUUUGUUCUUGACGUCUGUUGUCAAAUUGAGAAUAGAAUAUGGAUUGUCUUUGUUAAUAUUUUUAUAGUGUAGUCUUGGCGAAAUUUGUGAUUAUAGAAGUAUAAAAUACAAUCAUAAUAGUGUACAAACUUACAAUUCCAAUUAAUUAUAGUCGAAUUUCGACUACUGCGGGACCUCUAGUCAUAUUUAAUUUGAAACUAGUGAAUAAAAACAAUAUUUUCGAAAACAA